CAGUCAGCCUGGGCUUCUGCCCCCCACCACCCUACCGGGAGCCGGAACCCUCCGUAGCCGAACCUCCUUCCUGCCCCCUGGCUUUGGACAUGAGCCUUCGGGACUCCGGCUAUAGUGUGGCCCCUGGGCCCUGCGUGGUGGCCCAGUUGCCCUCUGAAGACAUGGGCCACUUGACAGACCCCCAGAGCCGAGACCACGGCUUCCUGCGCACCAAGAUGAAGGUGACCCUGGGAGACAGCCCCAGCGGAGACCUUUUCACCUGUCAUAUCUGCCAGAAGGCCUUCACAUACCAACGCAUGCUGAAUCGCCACAUGAAAUGCCACAACGAUAUCAAGCGUCACCUCUGCACAUACUGUGGGAAGGGCUUCAAUGACACCUUUGACCUCAAGAGACACGUCCGAACCCACACUGGUGUGCGGCCCUACAAGUGCAGCCUGUGUGACAAGGCCUUCACCCAGCGCUGCUCCCUGGAGUCUCACCUCAAGAAGAUCCACGGUGUGCAGCAGAAAUAUGCCUACAAAGAGCGGCGGGCCAAGCUGUAUGUGUGCGAAGAGUGUGGCUGCACGUCUGAGAGCCAGGAGGGCCACGUCCUGCACCUGAAGGAACACCACCCCGACAGCCCGCUGCUGCGCAAGACCUCCAAGAAGGUGGCCGUGGCCCUGCAGAACACUGUCACUUCCCUGCUGCAGGGCGGCCCCCACCUCUGAGAGGCACGAGCCCCGAGCGUGCUCCAGGAGGCCCUGAGAGGGUCCAGGUUCGCCUCCCUGCUGCCCAGCCAGGCCACCCUCUUACUGAACACUUGUCUGAACACUUGUGAUCAAGACUGGAGUCCCUGUGCCUUGGUCUCCCCCUCAGGCACGCAUGCUCAGUCAGGCCGGGCAAUGACCUCUGCUCAU
Carlito syrichta (Philippine tarsier) is the source of this 896-nucleotide messenger RNA. RefSeq names its product ovo like transcriptional repressor 1 (gene OVOL1). Gene Ontology annotation, molecular function: DNA-binding transcription factor activity, RNA polymerase II-specific; RNA polymerase II cis-regulatory region sequence-specific DNA binding. The transcript is spliced from 3 exons. Lineage: Eukaryota; Metazoa; Chordata; Mammalia; Primates; Tarsiidae. The record is from RefSeq and is a predicted model, not a curated record. Gene Ontology annotation, biological process: regulation of transcription by RNA polymerase II; epidermal cell differentiation. Gene Ontology annotation, cellular component: nucleus. The coding region runs from base 90 to 707 and encodes 205 amino acids.